AUGGCUCAGAAAGCUGCUAAAUCUCUGGCGACCCGCAAUGGCGCAGUACUCAGCCGUACCCACCUUGUCUCUGCUGCAUUGCACCUGCUCUUCCUCCUCCUGCACUUUGUCUUCCAGCGGCCGCGUUCGUUGAAGCCAUAUGUCUUCCUAGCUGUUCCAACUCUCGCCAUUGAAUACUACUUAGACCGGAUGGGCCGGCCCCGCUACAAUGAGGACGGCUCUCUGCGUUCCGCUGGCGAAGAUCUCAACGCCACUGGCCUGACGGAGUAUAUGUGGGAUGUGCUUUACUGGACUCAGGGAUGCAUUGUCGCUGUAUGCCUCUUCAACGACCGGGCCUGGUGGUUGUGGGCUGUGAUUCCAUUGUAUUCUGUGUAUGCUGCCUAUACCACGAUAAUGGGCGUGAAGAAGGGGUUUGCUGGAAUGGGUGGUGGUGAUGCUAGCCAAGAAGGCGAUGCCCCAAAGAGCAAGACGCAGUUGAAGAAAGAAAAGAGAGGCUCCACUAUGAAGUAUCGGUGA
This is a messenger RNA of Penicillium griseofulvum, 516 nucleotides long. Its product is annotated as SND2/TMEM208 family protein. Gene Ontology annotation, biological process: vacuolar protein processing. The transcript is spliced from 2 exons. Lineage: Eukaryota; Fungi; Ascomycota; Eurotiomycetes; Eurotiales; Aspergillaceae. Bases 1 to 516 code for a protein of 171 amino acids. Gene Ontology annotation, cellular component: intracellular membrane-bounded organelle. The record is from RefSeq and is a predicted model, not a curated record.